AUGGCACCGGGCUCGCCACAGUCAUUUGGCUUCCCCCUUGUCAAGGAUGCUAGUCCGACCCAUGCGAGCCCAAGUAUGCAUGGCUCAAUUUCGGAGAGCGUACGUCGUCCAUCCAUAGCCACCCUGCCUCGUUCGAGCGCAGAAUUCAGCCGCUCUAGUGCAGAGUUCAGUCCGGGCGAGGUUGGCUCCUCGAACCAGGAAUUCUGGCGGCAUACAACCACAUUCAGGAUAAUGGUCAUAGGUUCUUUGAACUUUGACCAUAUUUGGGUUCUGCCUCGUCUGGUGCAACCAUCUGAGACCGUGAUUGCCGAGCAUAGGGCGGCUCCAGGCGGGAAGGGCGCCACUCAAGCUGUAGCCUGCGCAAGGCUCUCACGGGGUCGGAGUGUAAACAACAAUGCCUUUCGUCGACGAAGCUCCGGCAGCCAGGAAGUGAAAAAAUUCAUCAAAGUCAGUAUGAUUGGGGCCGUGGGGACGGAUCAUGCGGCAGACGAGAUGGUGGAAGCUCUGCAAGCGAACAAUGUGGAUACAGAAUAUAUCCUCCAAUGCCAGGGUGAGGCGACUGGGAGAGCGAGCAUUGCUAUAUGGGGAAAUGGCGAGAACAAUGUGCUGGUCUGUCCUGGUGCCAAUUACAGGCUUACCUUUGACAAAAUUGGCGUGAGUCUUCGCAAAGGUUGGCCACAUCUCCUCAUUUUGCAGAUGGAAAUCCCUGUUCAAACGGUGGAAGACCUUAUCGCGAGGGCGGCUAAGGAGGGGAUCCCGAUUUUGCUGAAUGCGGCACCAGUCAUGGACGAUUUUCCCCGAGAUAUUCUUCGCUCUGUGGAGCACCUCAUCGUCAACAAGGUCGAGGCCGAAAGGCUACUAGAGCGAUACCAACCAGCCAGCAAUACGUCAUGGCAACGACCAGCGCGAGAGGACGACAGAGAUGCGGAAAUAGGCAGUGGGACGGAAUUGCGCAGGUCGUUGCUUUCUAAAUUUGGCAUGAAGUUCGCCGUUGUCACCAUGGGUAGCCAUGGAGGAGUGGCGGGGUCAAGAGGAUACGACAACCAACUGCGCAUAUUUGAUUAUGAGGCGGCAGAGGUCGAAGAGGUUGUCGAUACAACGGGCUGUGGUGGUGUCUUUAUCGGGGCGUAUGCGGUCCAGUACAUCCGGCAGAAAUUCUCACAAGGAGGAGGAUUUGACCUUGCUCGAGCAGUGAAUUGGGCGGCCAGCGCAGCGGCCUUCAAGGCAAAGUCGAUUGGCUCUCUGGACGGAAUACCAUGGGAAGAUCAGCUUGAAGCAACCUGA
Messenger RNA from Exophiala mesophila, 1284 nucleotides. RefSeq lists its product as uncharacterized. Gene Ontology annotation, molecular function: ribokinase activity. The transcript has a single exon. Gene Ontology annotation, biological process: D-ribose metabolic process. Bases 1 to 1284 code for a protein of 427 amino acids. The record is from RefSeq and is a predicted model, not a curated record. Lineage: Eukaryota; Fungi; Ascomycota; Eurotiomycetes; Chaetothyriales; Herpotrichiellaceae.